UGUCUCCUAUGGCCUAGCCUUAUCGCGUUUUUGUAAAUCGUAUCAUGGCAUUUGACUUUUUCUAUCCCAACGAGACAGAGAAUUAAAAUUAUCCAGAUCGGCCGGGUCCUCUGCUGAAUGUUGGGGACCUCAUACCCUGCUAUGACCGUUCAGAUAAUGUAAUAGCUUAUCUUCCGACCUCCGUGCAGACCGCUCAGCCCUCACAUGUCACUGCACACUCCGUCUCAAAUGCGCCACCCCUCCCUCGACCGAUGAAACACCACUCACAGGAGUUAUUUGAUGUCUCCACAGACACAAAGUGUAUACCACGCCGGCGUACCUGAAGUGUUAGUCCUUCUGCAGCCCGAGCAAAUCAACGCUGUGGUCUGGAUCAAUCAUCGAACUCACUACGUCCCAAAUCUGACGGUGGUGACCGGAUCUCAACAGAUGAUUUAUGGGACCCAUGGUCGGACGAUGACUUUGAAAGGUUAUUCACAUGGGAGGAG
This is a messenger RNA of Suillus discolor, 485 nucleotides long. RefSeq lists its product as uncharacterized. The transcript has 3 exons. The record is from RefSeq and is a predicted model, not a curated record. The annotation marks the transcript as partial. Lineage: Eukaryota; Fungi; Basidiomycota; Agaricomycetes; Boletales; Suillaceae.